Cutaneotrichosporon oleaginosum is the source of this 1750-nucleotide messenger RNA. RefSeq lists its product as uncharacterized. Gene Ontology annotation, cellular component: membrane. NCBI's taxonomy places the organism in Eukaryota, Fungi, Basidiomycota, Tremellomycetes, Trichosporonales, Trichosporonaceae. Gene Ontology annotation, biological process: proton transmembrane transport. The record is from RefSeq and is a predicted model, not a curated record. Gene Ontology annotation, molecular function: antiporter activity.
CCACCACCCCCAACUCAACACAAGCCAGUUCCAUAGACUCUCCCGUCUGAUUCUUCAUCUCCCCUCGAUCCCUCCUCGCUCAUCGCCCGACCCGCUCACCGCUCUCGCAACUCUUCGACCGCCAAUCGUCACCCCCGUGCUGAAGUCUGCUAUGUUAUGUGGUCCUCUUUCGCCUACCAUGAGCCCUCCACGAGCGCCACCCUAAUCCUUCUCGCCUUCCUAUAUCUUCUCAACCUCGCAGGCUGGUUCGUCCAGCUCACCAUCGGCGCCGGCCUCCUGGGCCAGAUAUUCAUCGGCGUAGUAUUCGGCACUCCGCUGGCGGGAUGGCUCCCAGACACAUGGGAGGACGCGUUUGUCGCGGUUGGCUACAUUGGUCUGCUCGUGCUGGUGUUUGAGGGCGGGAUGCACUCUUCCAUCGCGCACCUCGCGCGUAUCCUCCCUCUGGCGAGCACCGUUGCGCUGACCGGCAUUCUUGCCCCCAUCGGCCUCUCCUUCCUCCUCGUUCCCAUGGGCUUCCCAGUUGUCCACGCGUUUGCCGGCGGUUCUUCUCUCGCCUCCACCUCGCUCGGCACCGUCCUCACCGUCCUGCACCCCGCAUCCGUUGGCUUUGACCUGCGACAGACUAAGCUCGGUUCUGUGCUCUUCACCGCGGCAGUAAUGGACGAUGUGGUGGCCUUCAUCCUUGCCCGCGUUAUUUCUGUCGUGGGCGGCGAAGGUAGCCUAGGCGCCGAGAUUGGACGCACGCUCGGGGUUACCGUCGGGAUCGGCAUUGCUUGGGGAGCGAUUACCCAUUUCAUUCUCAAGCCUGCGUACGGCGCCGUUAUCAAACGCCGGGCUUGGGAGCACACGGUGUGGGGUGGAGAGGGCCUCAUGUUUCUUUUCGACGCGUUAAGCUUCAUUGCUCUGGUAGCGGCGGCCGGCUACGGUGGGACAUCGCCUCUCUUUGGCGCGUAUGUCGCCGGUCUUUCCGUCGCGUACCUCUGCAGCGUUGAGGCAGAGAAGCGUUCGCCUCCACGCACGGAGAUGGAGUCUAUUUGUGACACCCCUUGCUCGACUCCAGAGUCGGACAUGUCGGAGCCAUCCCUCAUAUCCGCGUUCAAUAGCUAUGCCGCCAAGCCGCUCGCGUACCUCCUCCUGCCUAUCUUCUUCGGGAGCAUCGGCUACUCAAUCCCAUUCGUUCCCCUCUUCCGCGGGCGCGUCAUUUGGCGGGGAAUCGUAUAUUCAGUGCUCAUGGCGCUCGGUAAGAUGCUGUGUGGCGCGUGGGUCUGCCGUCGGAAGAGUUGGCGGGCAGCCGUUUUCCUCGGCGGGGCUAUGGUGGCUCGAGGCGAGAUCGGCCUCCUGAUCGCACAAAUCGCCCGCGGCACACCUCGUCCUCUGCUUGACGAGGAGGAGUUCCUCGUGGUCGUCUGGGCCGUCGUACUUUGCACAAUCGUGGGUCCAGUCGGCGUUGCGAUGUGCGUACGCCGGUGGGGCAAGGACGUGCUCCGCGGCGGAAUGGAGUAGGCUGUGUCUCUGCCGCCAUUACUAUUUAGCGUGCUGAGAGAGGCGUAGCUAGCCAGCGUCAAAGUGAGCCCUCCAAGACGGAAGAGCGAGACGGCUAUGUAGCUCAUGUGCAGCUAUCGCACAGCACUAUGUAUGUCCAUUGUCUCUGCACGAUGAUGCCCCGUGUUAGAAGGGCUGCCUUGGAAGUGGCUCUGUAGUUUACCAGUUCAGCCUAUUCCCCAGCCAGAUGAUGUCAACUUCACCUCGU